CUCGUAACUAUAUUGCCUCUUCCAAUCCAAUCCAUAUCCGAUUCAUGAUUCAUAUUUGGCCUUGAUUUUUUGGGGCUUUUCGUCUCGAGUACCACCGGGGAUCCUACUGUACCACUCUACUACAGCGUCGCACCCGUUUAUUUCGUUCAACGUCAUAAGAUGGAACACUUCAGACUCUUGGAAAUAAUUGACCUAUGAAGAAAAAUUACAUUCCACCCUUUUACCGGGUUGUUAAGCACCAGCGAGCCAGUACUGCAGGCAGCCUCGAGAUCACUGAAGAUGCCUGGAUGCUGCGUUCCCGGGUGCAACAACCAUUCGAAUAAAGGAGCCCGCUUGUUCCGUUUUCCGGCUGACCCGUCCAGAAGAAAACUGUGGCUGGCAUACGUGAACAGGGGCAACUGGGAACCGGCGUGCUCCCUCGUGUGCAUCAAACAUUUUGAGGAAAGCGCCUUUGAGCAACACAGGCAAGACGGCUGGCAGAAGCUCAAACCGAAUGCAGUCCCAAUAGUCAACUUCCAGUGCACCCCACGACGACGCAAGGUGUCGAUCACCCCAGCCCUCCCAGUCAUCAAGAACGGGAUGCGCACAUUAAAUACCCAAGACACAACAUGCUUCAACUCAAAGCAUACAAGUUUGGAUUUGCAAAACUGCAGCUCCAGAGGCAAUGACCGCGGCCCCUCUGAGACCACUAUGGCAUCCUACACAACACUAGUAGUGCUUCCCUACCAAAUUCCUGACCAGAGUUCAGCGAACGUUGAAGUGGCAGAGCUGAAGAGGAAGCUGGGUGAUGCACAAAGAAGACAGGUAGAACUUGAAGCCGCGUACCGCGUUGCACAGGGUACCAUAAGAAAACUUCAAAAGAAAGUAAAAGAUCUAGAAACUCAAUUGAGUAGUUUUUGAAAUUCGACUUUCCUGAAUGAAGAUCAGAAACUGCUCGCAGGAAUUUCAGAGAAGUCGUUGAACGUCACUUCCAAAUUUCAUAAGUAGUCCCAAGUGAACUGCAGUUUCCAAGAGAUGUUUCUUUUAUUUUUUAAUUUCCAAUGUUUUGGAGUUUUUCCAAGGUUUGUACAGAUGUUUCUCAAUUUACUUCCGAGAGUUCUUAUGGCCCAUUCACAGUUGCAUUUGAAUGAAUUUGAUUAAAUGCAUUUGCAUUUGGCACCACUACUCUUGUACCAUGGUGCAAGCAUACUCAAUAUAACUGAACUUUCUUGUAACAGGCCGAAUACACAUAUUAAAUCUUUUUAACUAAAUUUAAGUUCAGUAAUGUUAUUCAGAUUGACAAAAAUUUCAUAUAUUCAAACCAUCAAUCACUAGAGGGCUGGGUGGCACAUUGAGCAAAUGCAUACUAAGUUGACUGAGGAGUUGAAAAGUUGGAAGAGUUGAAAAGCCUUGACAGGCUGCUUUUCAACUCUUCUGAACAUUGGUACAAACAGUGUCCAAGGUGCUUGGUUUGCUUUUGUUAUCUCGAGGGAGCCUGCUUGUUGCACAAUAACAGCUGUGCAUGCCCGAAAAGUCUUUUGAGAAGCCAUUAAUGUGCGAGAAUUUCAAGAUUCUUGUUAUGCGCGCAUGCCCCACAUUCAAGUGCCUCAUUCUCAAGGUUGAAUGUUAAAAGGGAUUAUUAAAACCCAAGUAAAAAUGGAAAAAGGCAUGAACCAAAGCAUUAACUAAGUACGCUACAAAGCCCAGCAGACACUAGGCUUCCGGAAGAAGCAUGGACUUCCAGUGGCCUCCCUUGCGUUCGGGUCGGAGCACGGCCAAGUGCCAUUCAGCCUCCUAUUCACGACUCUAGCGAACUAUAGGGGGUGCGCUGGUUAGGCAAAAUGCCAAACAAAUGAAGGCCCUUUUUGUUGUCCAGCACGCGGACCACCAUAAGUUUCUUGCACUGCAACGUAAAAUCGGUGUUGCAUAUGAAAGCAAAGCGAUUUUGCGACGGUAGGAGCCUUCUAGCCAGUGUGUAGAAAUGACGCUGCGAAAGCAUAAAAAUAAUUACUGAAAACAAUGUUUGUUUCUAUGCUGCCUACGAGAACCAAGCAGUGUUAUUAGACAACAGAGUUGAAAUGACCUCCUCUCCUGAGCUUCUCAACAUUGCCGCUACGCCGCAUCGAUUUUGCUGGAGGUGCCAGUAGUAGGGAUCAGCGAUUCAAACAUCUCUUUUCUUGGCCUCCAGUCUUAAUACUGUACCCUAAAACACCAUGUUUCCAAGCCAUUUUUAACGCAAGUUCUCCAAUGUUUUUCUAGGUUUGUAUUAUUUAUUGUCUGGUCCGAUUGAUGGAAGCUCUAAUAUUGUCCGACAUGCCACUAAAUUGUAUUGUUGACAAUGGUAGGGGACAAGCAGCCAACCCCUUGGGAAUGUGUUCAAUUUAAAUUUUGAUUGUAAGAGCUCUGCGAGUAAUAAAUUGUGCGAGCUAUGGUUC
This is a messenger RNA of Ixodes scapularis (black-legged tick), 2414 nucleotides long. Its product is annotated as THAP domain-containing protein 11. The transcript has 3 exons. The coding region runs from base 280 to 900 and encodes 206 amino acids. The record is from RefSeq and is a predicted model, not a curated record. Lineage: Eukaryota; Metazoa; Arthropoda; Arachnida; Ixodida; Ixodidae.